AUCAGCACACAGGCGGGUGUGAACUUUGUGCUCCGUCCAUGCAGGACAACAACAGGCAGAGUAUAAAAGGGGGGAGGCGGAGGAAGAGGCUUGUUUUUGUUCAAGGAGCUGCAUCGAAGCAGAGCUGCAACAAGAGAGGGAAACUUUUUAAGCGAACGGAGCGAGGAGGUGCCCCAGAAAUGUGGGCGGGCCUCAGUCUGCUCCUCGCCCUCUGCCUGCUCCAUGGGGGCCGUGCAGAGAGCGAGGGUGGCGGACCUCGCUGCCAGCCGGCGGCGGCCUGGAAGAUAGGGGAGGUGGACCCGAUGAAGGAGUCGACGGGUCGGGUGACUGUGGUGGCUCUCCUGCAGGCCAGCUGACUGUUCUGCCUGGUGCAGGCCUCCAAAUUGGAUGGUCUGCACAAGAAGCUGCAGGGUCAGGGGCUGACGGAUGUGGUGUUCAUGGUGGUCAACCACCAGGGGGAGCAAGCACAGCGUCUGCACCCUUUGCUGCAAGAGCGACUUUCCCAGGACAUUGCAUUGUACAAACAGCACAAACAUCAACCGGAUGUCUGGCAAAUUCUGAACGGAGAGAAAGACGACUUUUUCAUCUAUGACAGAUGUGGCAGACUCACUCACCACCUUUCACUUCCAUACAACAUCAUUGGACACGGCCACGUCGAGCGAGCAAUCAGAGAGGCCUACUGCAAUCGCAUGUGUGGAGAGUGCGCUUUUGAGAGUGCUGACGUUCCACCUGAGUGUCAAAGAAAAGAGGAGACACAACCUGAAACAGAUGUUGCUGAAGCUGGCGGGGAGGAGCAUCAACAUCAGCAUCCUCAUCACGGCCAUCGUGGUCACCACGGCGAUAACCAUGGUCUUCGUCCUCGUGGCUUCGGCCACGACCACGACCGCAGACAUGGUCAUCACCAUAGACACCACCACCACCAUGGUGGAGGUCAAACCCAGCAGGACAUCAGCCUGCAGGAACACCAGCAUCACUUGCAGCAACCGGUGCAGUUAGAGCAGAUUGGACAGGAGGUCGUUGGGGCGCCGGUCAGACCCUGAGUCCAAGAAACGGCCAGGUGAAAAUCAAAGUUCAGCUGACAGGUGACCUCUGAAAACGAGGCCAGCUGAUGCUGACACUGACGCAAGCUGUUUGGCGACACAGGAAGCGAGCAGUCGCUCGGUCUCUGACACUGUAACGAGGCGCUGCCCGCCUCCUGACAGUGACAGGGACUGACAGGCGAGCCGGCCAAUAUUGUCAUUGAGAGCUGACAGUGACGCUCGCCUCCCGCUGCCUGACAGCCAGCCCCAUGAGCCUGAGCCCCCGGAGCUGCGAGCUGAGGGUGAGAGCUGUAAGCUGGGACUCACAUCAGCAGCAGCGCCGAGGCUCACAGCUCUCUUUACCAACAAGUAUUACCCGGGAGACAGGCGGCGUUCCUGACAGACAAACCAGAACGGGAGGAGUCUGACCAUCUUUUCAACCUUUUGAUGGUUUGUCUGCAGGUUGCUCUGCUUCUCUCAGGAGUGGAUAUGAUCAUCAUGUUCAGAAAUGACCUUCUCCGCUCCAAUCUCUUCCUUCCUUUAUGAAACCAGAUGCAGAAACUAUGCAGUAGUGGCGUCUGUAUGAUGUCAGGCAGGAGAGACAGGAGGAGGUCAUUUGGGAACAUGAGGACAUUUUUUCUUUAAAUUGAGAGUGAAACACCUUUAACUUCUCAAAAAAAAUGAAAGAAAAAGUAAAUGCUUUUUUAUUGUAACAUCAAUUUUUGGCGAAAACCUAAAAACACCAGAACAUCACUGAGAAAACAAACACUUUAUGUUUUUAUCUUUAAGCUGUUCUUUUUUUUUUAUUAUUUUAGUUCUUAAAAACUUUUUUUUUACAUCACCAGCUUUGAAAUGUAUCAGCUUCAUUUUUCCACAUGCAAAAUCUUUCUAGGUUGCAAUAAAAACCACUUUUAAUCAGAUUUUGUUUUAUAAAAGGGUUGAAAUGCUGUGAAGGAAUGGAGAGAAAAGCUGAAGUGCUGGAAUGGAUUCUGUACUUUAUGAUGGUUUCUGUGGAAAGAUGAUCCCGCCCUGAAAACCUGAUGUUUGUACGGAAUAUUGUAUUGAGGACGAAGGUCAUGGAAAGUGGAAUAAAGACGGAUUCAUUUCUCUUAA
This is a messenger RNA of Oryzias melastigma (Indian medaka), 2132 nucleotides long. It is a transcript of the gene selenop, whose product is annotated as selenoprotein P. Lineage: Eukaryota; Metazoa; Chordata; Actinopteri; Beloniformes; Adrianichthyidae. The record is from RefSeq and is a predicted model, not a curated record. Gene Ontology annotation, biological process: selenium compound metabolic process. Gene Ontology annotation, molecular function: selenium binding. Gene Ontology annotation, cellular component: extracellular region. The transcript has 5 exons.